Hemisphaericaspora subhashii is the source of this 747-nucleotide messenger RNA. RefSeq lists its product as uncharacterized. Bases 1 to 747 code for a protein of 248 amino acids. The record is from RefSeq and is a predicted model, not a curated record. The transcript has a single exon. Lineage: Eukaryota; Fungi; Ascomycota; Pichiomycetes; Serinales; Debaryomycetaceae.
AUGAGGCUGACUUUCACCCUUCAUACAUACUGUGAUAGUAUUACUCAAAGGUUGAGAGGCGCAGAUGUAUUAGCUGGUAAGGUUUCACCCCCUGCUGGUAAAGUUUUGGACCUCGGUAUGAUUUGGAGACACAUUGCAAAACACACAGAUGUCGAUAUCGAUGAUACUUUAGAAUUGGUGUUUGCAAGUGUCCUAACAUAUCAAUUGGAUGAGGACCGAAAUAGGAAGGUAGUCGCUUCUGACUGGAGAAGUUUCGAAGAAUUGGGUAGAACCAAUACUUAUAUUGAAUUUGUUCUUCAGAAUCCAUGGUUGUUGUUCAUGUAUAUCCGUGAGUCUCGGAAUAAGAAUGACAAAAAUUUCUUCAAAGUGAUGAGGAAGUGUUAUAGUGAUUGGUUAGCCAAUAAGGCAACUUAUAAAUUUCCCACUAUUGAGGCAUUGAACUCAGAAAUUGCUUCAUACGAAGAGAAAGUACGUUCCAAGACUACUUAUGAGAGCACAAUUGCGUACUGGUUAGGAAAAGCCAGAAGAAUUCGUGAAAAGAUUGGUACGGUACUUAGUGGAGCUACUGAAGAAAUUCAUUACCUUGGGAAUAAAAGACGUAAGUCGAAUCCUGGGGGAAACAACCAGUCGGAAGGUGCCUCAAAGGAAGAGUCAUCAAGUUCAAGUACUCUGUCGACCAACGAACGAAACCAAAACCAAAACCAAAGAGGCCGUGGGAGUGGUAACGCCAGAGGUCGUGGUAAAUAA